Messenger RNA from Theileria orientalis strain Shintoku, 2091 nucleotides. RefSeq lists its product as uncharacterized. NCBI's taxonomy places the organism in Eukaryota, Apicomplexa, Aconoidasida, Piroplasmida, Theileriidae. Gene Ontology annotation, molecular function: GTP binding; microtubule binding; GTPase activity. The transcript is spliced from 10 exons. Bases 1 to 2091 code for a protein of 696 amino acids. Gene Ontology annotation, cellular component: cytoplasm; membrane; microtubule. The record is from RefSeq and is a predicted model, not a curated record.
AUGGAGAAAUUGAUACCUCUCAUCAGUCGUUUGCAUAGUGUUUUAUCGUGGACUGGUGACAACAGCAUCGACCUGCCUGCCAUUGCCGUAAUUGGGGCUCAAUCGGUCGGAAAAUCCUCAGUUUUAGAGGCCAUUGUUGGAUUCCCCUUCUUGCCGAAGGGUUAUGGCAUCGUUACCCAAAGACCGCUAAUCCUCCGGCUGUGCCACGAUAGGGGAUCUAAGGACGUGGGCGAGUUCGCGCACAAGCGGGGUGUGAUUUACGACGACUUCCAGAAGAUAAAGGAGGAGAUUCGUCUUGAGACGGAGAGGAUUACCGGGGCCACGAAGAACGUGUCCUCGGUGCCCAUCUUUUUGAAAAUUACCUCUCCGAAGGUCAUCGAUUUAACCCUCAUUGACCUGCCGGGAAUCACCAAGGUGCCCGUUGGCGACCAGACCAACGACAUCGAGAUGCAGAUUCGCCAGAUGAUUCUGGAGUACAUCACCAAGCCCACCUGCAUCAUCCUCGCGCUCUCGGCAGCCAACACUGACAUCGCCACGUCCGACAGCUUAAAGAUGGCCCGCGAGGUCGACCCUUCGGGCCUGAGGACCAUCGGCGUCAUCACCAAGUGCGACAUGCUCGACAAGGGCGUGGACGCCAUCGAGCUGCUCCAGGGGAAGAUCUACAAGCUUCGCAAGGGGUACGUCGGCGUCGUUUGCCGUGACAAGGACGGGAACCCUGACUCUCCUCACGACCACAACGACGAGGAGGAGUUCUUCAAGAACCACCCUUCCUACUCUUCUAUCGCUAAAAAAUGCGGCGUCAAGUACCUGACCUCGCUGCUGAAUGAGAUGCUCACUUCGCACAUCAAGGACAUGCUUCCCUACGUGAAGUCGAAGAUACUCACCAUCUUACAUGAAUACGAGACUGAGCUGGCAGGUACGUUGCUUCAUCCUCACCCUAGUUCAGUUUACGGGGUCACCGACAUCACCAGCACUCCGGGCGCCUGCCUCUUGCACUUCUUCAGCAAGUUUUCUCAGAGGUUCAAGGACACUAUCGACGGCAAGAUCGUUCCCAUGCACCACACUUCGCGUCUCUACGGUGGUGCCAGGAUCUACUUCAUCUUUAACGACAGUUACUUGAAAACGUUAAACGCGUUCAGCCCUCUCACUGGCCUUUCCGACAUUGAGAUCAGGACAGCCAUAAGGAACUCAACAGGUCCCUACUCAGCGCUAUUUGUGCCAGAAAUCGCUUUCGAGAACCUAGUUAAGAAGCAGAUUAAGUUACUAGAGUGCCCAUCGCUCCAGUGUGUCGAUCAGGUCUACGAUGAGCUACAAAACAUCCUCGAGAACUGCGAGGUUCCUGAAAUAAAUCGCUACAUGAACAUGAGGAACAAAAUUUUAGCGGUGGUCAAGGACCUGCUUAAAGAGUGCUUGGAACCGACCAAGGACAUUAUCAGGAACCUCAUCAAGAUCGAGCUUGCUUACAUCAACACCAACCACCCUGAUUUUUUAAGGAAUGCAGCUCUGGCUGAGAUUUACAACAGCACUGGCAUCACCCACCGGCACGAGACCCAGAACCCCUUCAUAAACCCAGCCAAUCACCUUCUCAAGUUCGACGCCACUCCCAAUCUACUCUUCCAAUCGAACGCAGAAUUCUCUCCGAAACCCUUGACCGGUAAAAAUUUUGAAGCCUCUCCAAAAACGGUGCUUCACAACAACAAGGUCCUUAUUGAGAAGGCCAAGGAAAACUCGAACGCCAUCUGGCUUCCCAACAUUCCUAAGGUUGUGAUGCUGAACAAUGACCCUUCGGAGCGCGAAGUGGUUGAAACUGAGCUGAUAAAGACCCUGAUAAGCAGCUACUUUUCAAUAGUCAGAAAAAACGUAGCCGACGCGGUACCGAAGUGCAUUAUGCACUUUAUGGUCAACAAAGCCACGGAAUCCUUGCAACAGGAGCUGAUUGCCAAGUUGUACAAGAAGGAGCUCUACGACGAGCUCAUGGCGGAAUCCAAGUGCGUCAUUGAAAAGCGCGAAAAGUGUAUCCACGUCGUCAAGUGCUUGAAGGAAGCCCUGGCAAACAUUGAGGAAAUGUCGGAAUAUAAGCUGUUUAAUUAG